AUGCGCAUCCGGCUUGAAUAUCUGGAUGCAGUGCGUGACUUUAUCGCGUCUGCCGACUCCUCAAUCGAAAUCAAUCAGAUGGCCACUCCUAGUGAUUCCGCUCAUGUUCUGCAAGACCAGGCGAAACAACUGUGCAGCGAUCUGGAUGAAAAAGCUGAGCGUGUGAAACGGCUGCAAGAUCCUGCUGAAAUGAUUAUUUCAGACUUGACGAUCUCCCAACUCGUUAAGAAAUUCCGAUGGCGACUGAUGGGACCUGAUGAUGACAACACUUUCAACGAAACUGCUCGCCGAUUUGAUGAUCUAAUCAGUAAGGAUCUGCCUACAUCUGAGAACCCUCAACACUUCCUAACCAUCACCGUGGAACUAAUGCGUUCAGAAGAAGCUGAGAAAAAAGCAUUCGAUGAACUGAGCGAAUAUGCAAUACCCGAGCAGGACAAAGCCGAGCGAGAUCGCCUGGCAGCUCUUUUCAAAACUCGUCAAGAACAGCGAAAACUUUUGAUUCUAAACUAUUUGUACGCCUACCAUGACUACUUGAAUUCUCUGUUCCGAACUUACGAAGAUAGGGUUAUUCAGCUCAUCAAUAAUCGAGUGUUCGGCGAGCUGCACAGGUUUAAUGAUGGCGAAUGGAAACAAUGGAAGGAGGCUGUAGGGGAGUUAGAGAGUGCUCUCGAUGCUCCGAUGCGCUUACGGCUACGUCCCGAAUUUGCUGACCUGCAGAGGAAGGCAUUCUCACUGGAUAGCAAAAUUUCCAGAUCAAUUGCAAGUUCGGCAAAGCAAAAACGCCAUGAAGAAAAGCUCGCAAUGAAACUGGCACAGUUUGAGACCUGGUUGAAUGCGAUGGAGGACGAUGUGAAUUCAGUGGAAAAUAUGCCGAUGAGCGACGAUCAUAUUUAUCGUUUAUCUCAGCUAUUAUCCAGUUGUCUCAACCAUCAAAGAUUGGUGGGUAAACUGGAACGGCUCAAUGUACAGAAUCGGGACCAUGUGCUCCAACUUUGUCAGAAAUACUACAACAUACUGAACAGGUUGAGACGCCACAAUCUCGAGGAAGGCACACUCCCAAUCCAUGUCGGCACCCUCGUUCAUGGAGCCCCAACUGAAUCGCAGCUAUCGAUCAGUUCACUGGCUUCAUCCGAUUUCGCAGAUCGUCCAGAAUCGGUGCAGUCCGUGAGCUCAAGUAUCGAUAUUGGCUCAGCUUCUGCUGACACUGAACAUCCUAUUGAAAGAGCGGUUGGAGAUAUCCGAAGGAAACUUCAUAACAUUCUUCAUUCGUACAAUGACGGUCCGAAAUCUCUGGCAGCAGCUAUUGCUGAUUACAAUCUUCUUUUGACGUAUCGCGGAGAGCUCAACAAGUUGUUUGACGACCUUCCGCCUGGGAACGACGCAAAAAGUGUGGCGCUGGAGAAUUCUCUCCAUCAUCUAUUGGAACAUCUUAAUGAAACCGCCAGCAAGCUGCAGGCUGAGAUUGACGAAGAAGUGUCAAUAUCAGGAAAAGAAAAAGAAAUAGUCACCGAGCUGAGCAAAUUGGAAGAACGAGUAAAAAGUCGAAAUGUUAGCGAUCUGAACGUUAUUUAUGACUUGGAUCAGCUACAAACGCAGAUGGAUCUGUUGCGAAUGAUUAGCAGUAGACCUCGGCAGUUUGUUGAAAGUGAUCUCAUGGAUCGUGGAGGACCCACUUCGAACAGAACUCGUCAAAAACGCAAAGUUCUUGUCAUGGUCACUAACACCGUGACCACGAUUAUACAAGUCGUUGAAGAACGUCUCCUCACCAUAGAAGCUCGUUCUCGGGAUCCUGUUGUUCAGCAAAAGCUCGACCUUGUGAAGACGAAUCUAAAGAAGUUGGAAGAAGAGGCCAGUGGUUCACCUCCCGAGGAAGAAAUUGACAUUCCUACAGCAGGAAAGUCUCAAGAACUUCAUUUGGAGACGGAAGUACCUGCACAGUUAUCAAAGACAAGUGUACCGAGCAGCGAAACAUUUGCGGCAGCUGUGUUCGGAGUUGAGCAAGCGCUGAACAUCGCCGAGGACAUAGAUUUGAAAAGCUGCAACGAUCCACACGUCCUAUCGGAGUCGUUGAACAUUUUGGAUCGGCAAAGCACUGCCAUGGAUGCUCUCUGCGACACCGCUUCCGAAUUGGCGAAAUCUGGAGACCCACAAUACCUGGACACGAUCUCCAAACUACAAGAACGUCUUCUUUCUGUGAAGUAUUCUCUUGCUGAUCGCCUAGCGAAACUUCAAUUGGAGAUGCCAAGCUCAAGCGUUCCUAUCACUGCAUUUUCACCAAUGGAGGAAUCCCCCGUAGAAGCACCUGAUGACUUUGACACACUCGUCAAAGAUAUCAAAACAGCAACAGCUUCUGCUGAAGCGGUUCUAAGUGAACAGCCCGAUGACUCUUCAAUACUGAUGAGAACAAGAGACAGAUUAAUAAGGCAGGAACCAGUACUAUCGAGGCUUAGCGACAUCGCAUCGGCUAGAGCUCAAUCUGGCGACACUGACGGCAUUGACACCGUGAGCAUGCUUUCUGAUGAAUUCAACAGUGUACGAUAUGCUAUAGAAGACCGUAUCGACGAACUUGGUGCUCAGCUUUUGCAACCUGAACAAGUGUCCGAAGCUGUGCCAGACGACUUCGGCAAGCUCGUUGAUGAAGUUCGUGCAGCAACGGCUUCUGCGGAAGCACUUCUGGACGAUCCAUCCAGCAAUCCUCAAACACUUCGGAAAGCUGUGGAUGAACUGAAAAAUCAGGAGCCAACUUUAUCGAGGCUGAGCGAUAUUGCGUCUGCAAAGGCACACUCAGGUGAUCCUGAGUUAAUCGAUGUCCUCAGCUCAGUAUCUGAGGAAUUCAACGGUGUGCUAUAUGCUAUCGAAGAUCGCAUCGGUGAACUCGAGAGCUCUGCUGCCGACAUUGAAGUUUCCUCGGAGGAAGUGCCGCAGGGCCCGUCUAAUGAGUUUGACAAGCUUGUUCGAGACGUUCUGGAUGCAACAACUUCUGUAGAAAUGGUUCUCACUGAUGAAUCCAGUGAUCUCGAUGUGUUACUGAAAGGCAGAGAGAAGCUCAGAACUCAGGAGCGAAUUCUGGUAGAUCUUGACGAGCUCGCUUCUGCAACGGCUCGAUCACACGACUCGAAAGGUCUCAAUAUCAUGAAGUCACUAAAGGAGCAGUUCUACGCCGUUCAAUUCGCUCUUGAGGAUCGCAUCGACGAAACUCUCGAUAGGGUAAAACUUAAUUAG
Cooperia oncophora is the source of this 3222-nucleotide messenger RNA. Lineage: Eukaryota; Metazoa; Nematoda; Chromadorea; Rhabditida; Trichostrongylidae. The record is from the annotation of a GenBank genome assembly.